AUGUCUGUGACCAGUACGUCAACCGUUCCUCUCGCCGGACAGGCCUCGAACAUCAUACUUUUGUCUUUCCUCUUCACAGCUUGUUUGUCAGCAUACAUAAUCUAUCAGCGAUCUUUCCAUCCGCUUGCCUCCGUGCCUGGACCUUUCUGGGCGAGUCUCACCCGACUAUGGAUCACAAAGCACAGCUGGGACGGAGACAUGCACAGGACCAUGAUUGCGCUGCACGAAAAACAUGGCCCCAUCGUGCGUAAUGGCCCAAACGAAGUCAGCAUAGCAGAUCUGUCGGCAAUCAAGACAAUCUACGGUGCAGGCACAAAGUUUCGAAAGAGCGACUGGUACUCGGUCUGGCAAGGUCACAGAAAGUUUGAUCUGUUUGCAGAAAGGGACGAAAAGUUACAUGGCAAGCAAAGAAGCUCGAUAAGUUCGGCAUAUGCAAUGACUAGCCUGAAGGACCUCGAGCCAUACGUUGACGAUACUGUCAGUCGAUUCAUGGAUGCGAUGGGCGAGCGUCAGAACCAAGUUGUCGACAUGGGUAAAUGGGCCCAGCUCUUCGCCUUCGAUAUCAUAGGAGAGAUCACCUUCUCGAAAAGCUUCGGGUUCAUGGAAGCGGAAGCCGAUGACGGGUCCUUCAACCAGAUUGAGGGUGCUCUGAAGUCCGCUUCAUGGAUUGGACAAGUCCCAUGGCUGUACUGGCUCCACGAUCGCCUAAUGCCCGUGAUCGGUAACCAUCUAGCUCUCAACAACAGACACGGAUCCCUUCGAACUCUCGCAGCCAAAGAGAUCUCUGCUCGCAUGAAUCGCGGCAGUGACCGCAAAGACAUCCUUUCGAAACUGCAUGCAGCACAAAAGGACAAAGCCGAACUGGACGACAACGGUGUCAUCAGUAUGGCAACCUCGAAUAUCUUUGCGGGUAGCGACACGACUGCCAUCUCCACUCGCGCCAUCAUCUACUACCUCCUCAAGAACCCUCAGUACAAGCAGAGACUGGUCGAGGAGAUUGACGACUUUAGAAGACAAGGCAAGCUGAGCGAUCCUGUCAAGCUGUCAGAAGCGGACUCGAUGCCUUACCUACAGGCUGUCAUGUAUGAAGCAUUGCGUUGCCAUCCCGCUGUCGGCAUGAGCUUGCCUCGAGUGACUCCCGCUGGCGGCGUCACCAUCGCCGACACCUUCAUCCCUGCAGGAACUGUCGUUGGAGCCAAUCCCUGGGUGAUCCACCGCAACAAAGAAUUAUACGGCGAGGACGUCGAAGACUUCCGCCCAGAUCGCUGGUUGAAGGAGGAUACUGGAGACAUGCGUCGUUUCUUUUUCACGUUCGGUUCAGGUGCUCGAAUGUGCCUAGGAAGAAGUAGGUGCUUGUCGUGCCGCAUAGCUGGAAAUGACUGCUGA
Molecule: messenger RNA, 1386 nt
Organism: Aureobasidium namibiae CBS 147.97
Lineage: Eukaryota; Fungi; Ascomycota; Dothideomycetes; Dothideales; Saccotheciaceae
Product: cytochrome P450
Exons: 4
Coding region: 1-1386 (461 amino acids)
Molecular function (GO): monooxygenase activity; iron ion binding; heme binding
Source: RefSeq, a predicted model, not a curated record